GCUUGCUGUCAUCAUCCCUCUCUCCCUUCACCCAACUUCCCUUUCCCGUCUUUUUAGGCUUUUGCAGCCUUCCGUCACUCCUUACAUUUCUCUUCUUACUUUCAUCUCACUGCUGGCUUAGGCUGAAACACAGACUCCGACUCAGUGAUAUUUGACUUUCAUCGACCGACGUCCGAUUUGGAACGGGGCCUGCCUGAUAGGCACUACAUAGCUUCAUUCCACCCGUUCCGCCGCCUUCCUGCGCCCUCUCCAUUAAUCUCGCUGCAAUUGUCCGUGCACCAAUCUCCCAUCACCGAGUCCAAGCUUGAGGGUGCCAGCUGCCUCCUGUGCGGCCACGCCUGGACAAGCACCACGAACACGCAUACACCCAGACCCUGCACAGACCCACCCGCUCCUCCGCACGGCGCCUAGGUUCACCAGGGCUGGUUCCCGGACGUCCGAGAGUCAAAGCACCUCCCUCAGAGUCAAAUUCAUUCCAGUGGGGUCGAAGCCCAACCACCAUCAUCGCCUCGCCUCUUUGUCUCCUUCUCUUCUUCUUACAUAAGAGAGAGACCCGCCGCUCUUUCGCUCUUUCCCCUCAUCCGUUGUCAUAGUUUAUCCCCUACUUUCCGAUAAUCCACACCGUCCGUACCGAUUUCGCAGAAGAAGCAAGCAAGUAGAAUGCUUUCUGUUUACCCGCCACACGACGCACGCUCGCGUCAGCGCAUGGAGCGCGUACGUAUGCUCGAGCUCGAGCAGAUCAAGUGGGACCAGGAGGCGCUGGUCAUGAUCGAUGCGAUGAACCAGGCGCUCUUUCUCUCCUUCAAGGACGUCAAGACCGAGUUCUGCGACCUCGACGGGCUGUCCUGGGAGCGCUAUCCCGAUCGCCGCAUCUGCGCCUGCCCCGCGCACAACGGCCAGCGCGCAAAACCAGGCGGCGUCCGGCGCUGCUCGGGGCCUGGCUCGUGGUUCGCCAAAAAGCAGUUGAAUCGCCCGCCGUUGGUCGCGCUGCGUCCGCCGCCGUCGCCGCCGUGCUCGCCGCCACCGCCGCCGCCGAAACCGCCCGUGUUGAAGCUGCCGGUGGUGAUGUCAAAGCCGCCGCCGCCGCCGCCUGUGUCGAAGCUGAGGUCGAAGCCUCAGCCGCCUUUACCGGCUUCGGCGCCGGCUCCGGGACCGCAGAGACGGGCGCGGGCAGGGUCGAUGUCGCAGCCGGCGCCGAAACCCGCGUCGCCCCCGCCGCCUGUGCCCGUUCCAGUCGCUCCUGUUAUUGAACAGCCGUCGACACAGGGACCACAGACGCGUGCCCGUGCGGGGUCGGUGUCGCGGGGGAGCUCGAGAGGGAGGAGUGUGAGUGUGUCGUCGAGAGCGUCUAUUGAGACGAUCCGGCCGUCGAGGACGCAGGAGAAGUUUUUCAUUACCGAGGAGGAUGAAGAAGCGGAUGAGGAGGAGGAGGGGGAUGGGGAGAUGACGCCUGUUGCGUCGCCUCGGGUGCGGUGAUGGUCAAGACGGAGAUGAUGAUUUUUGGUUUUGAUUCUCUGUGUUGUUUUAUGACGCCCCCGCCUCGCCUCGUUUCACUCGCCACUUGCAUCUCGCUCGCACUUGCACUCGUCUUGUCUCGUUACUCACUCCUCGCCUCGCCUCACCUCACGCAUUGGAUCUCCUGCUCUCGCUUUGUCGCACUCACGAACGCAUUUUUGUCUCCACACAUCGCUUGCACACGUUCCCUUCCUGCCGCACGUACGUACAUAUACCACACACACAGCACACAUUGGACGCUUCCCAUCAGUUUUAUUACUUACCACCACUUACCUUAGAUGUACCAAGCCUCGUAAUCUGUGGACUGCUCUGUAUCUAGUCUACAUGCACUUCACCUCACCGCACUUCACUUUUAGUUUUCUU
Messenger RNA from Coniophora puteana RWD-64-598 SS2, 1878 nucleotides. RefSeq lists its product as uncharacterized. The coding region runs from base 661 to 1476 and encodes 271 amino acids. NCBI's taxonomy places the organism in Eukaryota, Fungi, Basidiomycota, Agaricomycetes, Boletales, Coniophoraceae. The record is from RefSeq and is a predicted model, not a curated record. The transcript is spliced from 3 exons.